Volvox carteri f. nagariensis is the source of this 2562-nucleotide messenger RNA. RefSeq lists its product as uncharacterized. Lineage: Eukaryota; Viridiplantae; Chlorophyta; Chlorophyceae; Chlamydomonadales; Volvocaceae. The record is from RefSeq and is a predicted model, not a curated record. The transcript is spliced from 16 exons. Bases 163 to 2562 code for a protein of 799 amino acids.
UCUAAUUAACCGUUUUGUGUAACGUAGCAGCAAGUCACAGCUUUUCCUCUCUGAAACAGUACUUCUCAGUGUUGCGGUUGAGCUCGAGAGCAGACCGGGUGACUUUCCUGGCUAGCCUGGUUAGCGCAUGUCAUUGGAUCCUCGGUCGUGUAGUCUGUUCCAAUGCCUACAAUACGUGAAGCACUCGCUGCAGUCCGCGGAGAGACCGAAGCCACGGUUGCUCCCAUCCUUCAAGCUCUACAAGCUGAAGGUUUUGAUGUGGACGCUGAGGCGGGAGACGCGUUUUGUCUUCUUGACGUUAAUUAUCUGCGAUCACACCUUAAUCUCCGGCAGCUUACCGCCCUGAAGGCAGCCAUCAAAAGCGCUGAUGCUGGCACCAGCAACGCUGCUGCAGGUGCACCAGCUCCAAGGCGGCUGGUGGAUAGUGUGGCUGAGCUGCACUACAACAACGACAUCGUGGAGCUGCAUUUUAGCGACUCAAAGGUGUCAUAUGUGGAUGUGGCAGGAGUGGUGGUGAACCGCAUCCGCUUAUGGGCUAAAACGGCCAUGUUGGCCGCGGUGGAGAAACACCGGGCAAGAGCUCCCUCAAUCUUGCUGGUCUCGGGGCUCGUGAAGACGGGCAAGUCUUUCACCCUGGAGCACGUGGUUCCCGCGGUUGUGGCGGAAUUGCUGCGCAAGCAGGGAGAGAAGGGCCCCUUGGCGGGCAUGGAUGGUGCUAAGGCCAUGUUGCAGGACCUGCUGGGUGUGCUGCUGAGAUGGGCACGCAAUGAGCAUGUGCCCAUGCGGGAGGGUGCACUGGAGGCUGCAGAGGAUGUGCAGGAUAGAACCCACCUCGGCACGCUGGGCCACGCCAUCCUGGAGUUCCUGGAGGCGGUGGAGGUCCCGGUGCUGGUGCUAUGCGAUGAGGUGCAGAGCCUGUUCAUGCCAACCAUCAAUGGCAAGCUGGACAUGAACGGGGCUGCAUAUAUCCGCGACACCUUCAUGAAGCAGCUGCUGGUGUAUGGCUCCCACACCAUGCUGUGGUGCAUGACCGGCAGCUCCAUGGCGCAGACCUGGAUUAGCCUGGCCGACAUGCCGCCCAAUGGCUACAUGGUCAUCACCAGCGCCAGUGCCGUGAACCUACCGGCAAGCUACAGGCCCGAGCACAUGAGCCUGGUGUGGGAGCUGCUGAAGGGCUCCCAUGCGUCCGUUGUGACGCUGGACCCCAGGCUUCUGGAGCUCUGCCCUCCAUCCAUAGCACUCCUGACGGUCCUGGUGGGCGACUGGAUCAAUGCUGGAUGCCCCGAAGUGGCGGCCUUCGUCCCUACAUUCAUGAGGACGAAGCUCAUUGAUGAGUCUCUGAAGGAGUGGAAGCUGGGCCUGGAGGGCAUGCCAUUGUCACAGCGCAUCACUGUGCUGGACUUGGCGUUUCCGGACGUGGGGGCGCGGAUCGACACAGAUCUGCACUCUGGCUUACAGCGAUUUCUGGCGCCAUACCUGGUUAGGAAGAAUGAUGGGUGCUACUACUUCCGCGACGCGCACCAGCGUCAGAUUGUGCAGUUGCUGAUCAAUGAGGAUGGCACACUGCGAGAGAGCUGGAGCAGCGCGGAAUUCAGUGCCAGCCUGAUGCAAAAGGACACACUGUGGAACCUACUCCGCCUUGGUGAGUCAGCCGACUACCUGCUUGGGCCCCAUGCAAGCCGCCGGUGGGAGUGUCAAAAGCCACCAGCUGGGAUGGAUGAGUUUAAGGCCAAUUUGCAGGCUAUCGCAGACAAGACCGCCACCAAGUUGGCAAGCGACCAGGGUGGCGUGGUGUUGGGCCCUCAGGAACUGUGGGAGCGGCAGUCUUGGUUCCAGAAGGUGCUGUCAUCGAAGUGGAAUGACCGUGACCGUGCUAAGUCCAAGGACUACAAGCAGGCGCGGUGCACUCACCUGGCCAUGCUGGUGUUCUACCUGCGGCUGAGCCGGAACAUACUGGUCCAUGGGAAGCCUUGGGAUCAGGAGCAUGACAUCCGGAUGGAUGUAAUCGAGGUGCUGCCCAGGGUGCUGGGACAGUCCUUGUCAGACUUCAAUCAAGACAUCGCUGUGGUCAGCACAGGCCGCUGGUUCACAUCACUGGCAGGCAUGGGGUGUGGGGGCAGGGAGGGCUGCAGGCAGCCACACUUGCACUGCGUCGUCUUCACCUGCCGCAUGUCUUCACUCCCCACGGAUUCCGAGACGACAGAAACGGCGGAACACGCGGGUGAUGAGCAGGGCAGCGGUGGCGGCGGCGGGAAAAUGUCUGGUUGGACGAAUGAGCUGACAGGCAAUGGCAUCACCGAAACGAUCAAGUCGGGCGUCGGUCGGCUCAAGCGGGGCGUCCGCGGAGCAGGCGUCAUCGGCCCCCACGGGGAGAUGGGUGCCGAGUACGGCCUCCGUACGCCACGUCAGGCGGGCAGCCGCGGCGCCCCUCCGGAGAAGGAAGGGGGUGGCGGUGGCGGCGACGGCGGGGAAAGUCGGGCGUCGGUCGGCUCAAGGAACCUACCCCCUUUUCUUCCACGCGCACACAAACUCAACCAACGUCUCGCUCCACGUCGGCAAUAG